Messenger RNA from Metarhizium brunneum ARSEF 3297, 1464 nucleotides. Its product is annotated as Glycosyltransferase sdnJ. NCBI's taxonomy places the organism in Eukaryota, Fungi, Ascomycota, Sordariomycetes, Hypocreales, Clavicipitaceae. The record is from RefSeq and is a predicted model, not a curated record. Gene Ontology annotation, molecular function: UDP-glycosyltransferase activity.
AUGGCAGACCCAAAGCGCGUGCUCAUGCUCACCAACUCGGAGCUGGGCCAGGCCAACGUGUUCCUAGCAGCCACCCACGAGCUCUUGCAACUCGACCCCAACGUCACAAUCUACAUUUGCUCCUUUGCGCCGCUCGCCCAGCCCGUGUCGUCCGUCCGGGCCCUCGACGAGACCGGCACGGCGGACAGCAGGCUCAGAUUCAUCGAGCUGCCCGGCCCGUCGUGGAAGGAGGCCCUCUUCGGCCGCCCCGAGCACCAGUUCCAAGAGCUCUGCGCCAUCCGCCCAACCGUCUGGAACGUCUCCAAAGCCGCCAAGCUGACGCGCAUCGCCUGUCCCUGGACCACCGACGAGCUGUGCAGCCUGGUGACGCGCCUGGAAACCAUUAUCCACGACGUGGAUCCGCACCUCACCGUCGUGGACAACCUCUUCACGCCCGCAGUCACCGUCUGCUACAAGCUCAAGCCGAAAUGGGUCGUCUUGUCGCCCAACACGUACAAGGAGUUUGCGCUCGCCGCGCAGCCUCGCCGCCAAUACUACUGGAAGUACCCUCCCCCGCGGUCGACCAUCCCCUUCCCCGUGCCGUGGUACCAGAUGCCGCUGGUGUACUACAUGGUGCGCAAGAUGUACCUCAACCACGACGACCCCUUCAUGGGCCAGCACGCAAAGGGCAUGAAGGAGGCCAUCGACACCGACUACGCCGACUGGGCGUACAUCUCCAUCGUGCCGCCCGAGGGUCUCCAGAUCCUGCUCGCCACCCGGCCCGAGAUCGACUUCCCCUUUGACGUGCUGCCCGGCCACAUGGUCCCCUGCGGGCCCAUGGUCCGGCCUUGCGCGCCGCUGGCCGACGCCGACCCCGAGCUGGCCGCGUGGCUGGCGAGCCGGCCCACGGUCCUCGCCAACCUCGGCACCCACGCGACCUACGACGGGCGGCACGCCCUGGAAAUGGCCGGCGCGCUGGACCUGCUGCUCCGGGCUGCCGAGAAGCAAGGCAAGCCGCUGCAGGUGCUCUGGAAGCUUAACAAGGGGGACGACUUUGACCUGUCGGACGACACGUUCAAGGGCCUUGGGCAGAAGUGGAACGAGGCCGUGCGGGUGACGACCUGGCUGGACGCCGAGCCGGCGAGCAUCCUCGCGACGGGACACGUCGUGUGCUCCGUCAACCACGGCGGCGCAAACUCCUUCUUUGAGGCUGUCAGCGCCGGGGUGCCGCAGGUCGUCCUGCCCGUGUGGGGGGACACGUAUGACUUUGCCAAACGCGCCGAGUGGCUUGGCGUAGGCAAGUUUGGUAGCCCGAGGCACGCGCCCAGGGUGAGUGCCAGGGAGCUGGGCAGGGUGUUGAAGGAGGUCGUUUUGGGGCCACAGGCGGCGCGGUUCGCAGAGAAGGCGGCCUCCUUGGCCAAGGUGUGCGGAGAGAAUGGCGGCGGGAGGCGCGUUGCCGCGCGGAAGAUUCUGGAAAUGAUGUAG